Molecule: messenger RNA, 887 nt
Organism: Ictidomys tridecemlineatus (thirteen-lined ground squirrel)
Lineage: Eukaryota; Metazoa; Chordata; Mammalia; Rodentia; Sciuridae
Gene: Dut
Product: deoxyuridine triphosphatase
Biological process (GO): dUMP biosynthetic process; dUTP catabolic process
Molecular function (GO): dUTP diphosphatase activity; magnesium ion binding
Source: RefSeq, a predicted model, not a curated record
AGGUCAUCCGGGCCUUAGGGUGCUGGACGGGAGCGCGUCCGGAGACGCAGACCUCGGGGGAUGACGGCCCUCCUCCCGCGCCCCGCGCUCGGCUGCCAUUUCUCUCCAUCAUUGCUCCGCUUAGCGUUUAAAGACGCGCGAAGGAAGCAACUGGGAGCGUGGGCGUCCAGACUCUCCCGACCAGGCCCGCCCUUCGGCCCCACCCAGCUCGCGCCGCCCCGGCCGCUGUCCAGCGCCGGCACACCCUUCCCCGAAGCCAAAGUAACCGCCAUUUCCCCCAGCAAGCGGGCCCGGCCUGCGGAGGAUGGCGGCUUGCGGCUCCGCUUUGUUCGACUAUCGGAGCACGCCACGGCCCCGACCCGGGGGUCCGCGCGGGCCGCAGGCUAUGACCUGUACAGUGCCUAUGAUUAUAUAGUACCACCUAUGGAGAAAGCCCUUGUGAAAACAGACAUUCAGAUAGCUCUUCCUUCUGGGUGCUAUGGAAGAAUAGCUCCACGUUCUGGCCUGGCUGCAAAAUACUUCAUAGAUGUAGGAGCUGGUGUCAUAGAUGAAGAUUAUAGAGGAAAUAUUGGUGUUGUGUUAUUUAAUUUUGGUAAAGAGAAGUUUGAAGUAAAAAAAGGUGAUCGAAUAGCACAGCUCAUUUGUGAACGGAUUUUUUAUCCAGAUAUAGAAGAAGUUCAAGUGUUGAAUGACACUGAAAGGGGUUCAGGAGGUUUUGGUUCUACUGGAAAGAAUUAAAAUAUAGGUCAAAUAUAGAAAAAUGUUACUUUCUCUUAAAAAUAAAGACUUUCUGCUUAAAGUGUUAGUAUUUUGCACGACUGAAAAGCUAGCUUUAGCUUCAGAAAGUUUAUUUUCUUACAAUAAAGGAAAGAGUUUCUUUGUUAGUA